Galeopterus variegatus (Sunda flying lemur) is the source of this 1661-nucleotide messenger RNA. RefSeq names its product MPN domain containing (gene MPND). The coding region runs from base 1 to 1500 and encodes 499 amino acids. Gene Ontology annotation, molecular function: polyubiquitin modification-dependent protein binding; metallopeptidase activity. Gene Ontology annotation, biological process: double-strand break repair. Gene Ontology annotation, cellular component: BRISC complex; BRCA1-A complex. NCBI's taxonomy places the organism in Eukaryota, Metazoa, Chordata, Mammalia, Dermoptera, Cynocephalidae. The record is from RefSeq and is a predicted model, not a curated record. The transcript has 14 exons.
AUGAGGGACGAAUUUGCAGGCCUGAGGCCCACUGAGGAGGUGAUCAAGGUCCAGGGGGCCCGGGCAAACGCACUCGCGUCUGAGCCCCGUCCACGGCGCCCGCAGCUUCGGGGCGUCCCCACCCCGGACUUUCCGCCCUGCCGGCGGCUGGGGGAGUCCCCGGGGGCCGGAGCGGGGGCCUGCAGCGGGCCUGGGGGCGCGCUCCCCAGGCGCGCGGUCACGCUGCGGGUGCUCCUCAAAGACGCGCUGCUGGAGCCCGGGGCUGGGGUGCUGUCCAUCUACUACCUGGGGAAGAAGUUCAUGGGAGACCUACAGCCAGAUGGCAGGAUCGUGUGGCAGGAAACCGGGCAGGUCUUCAACUCCCCCAGCGCCUGGGCCACCCACUGCAAGAAGCUGGUGAACCCAGCCAAGAAGUCGGGCUGCGGCUGGGCCUCUGUCAAGUACAAGGGCCAGAAACUGGACAAGUACAAGGCCACCUGGCUCCGUCGGCACCAGCUCCAUGUGCCUGUUGCUGCCGCCGAUGAGAGCCCGGCCAGCGAAGGGGAGGAGGAGGAGCUGCUGAUGGAGGAAGAAGAGGAGGACGUCCUGGCGGGGGUCUCAGCAGAGGACAAGAGUCGGAGACCACCAGGGAAGGGCCCCUCGGAUCCUGCCCACACGGAUACCACGCCCCCAGGGAAGCGGGUGGAAAACAAGGUCCGGGUGCCAGUCCGCUACUGCAUGCUGGGCAGUCGUGACUCUGCCAGGAACCCCCACACUCUGGUGGAAGUAACAUCCUUCGCAGCCAUCAACAAGUUCCAGCCAUUCAACGUGGCCAUUUCCAGCAACGUGCUGUUCCUGCUGGACUUCCACAGCCACCUGACGCGGAGUGAGGUCGUUGGUUACUUGGGGGGCCGAUGGGACAUCAACAGCCAGAUGCUCACGGUGCUGAGGGCCUUCCCCUGUCGGAGCCGGCUUGGGGACGCUGAUACUGCAGCCACCAUUGAAGAGGAGAUCUACCAGAGCCUGUUCCUGCGGGGCCUGUCCCUGGUCGGCUGGUACCACAGCCAUCCCCACAGCCCAGCGCUGCCCUCGCUGCAGGACAUUGAUGCGCAGAUGGAUUACCAGCUGAGGCUGCAGGGCUCCAGCAAUGGCUUCCAGCCCUGCCUCGCUUUGCUCUGCUCCCCUUACUACUCUGGCAACCCAGGCCCCGAGUCCAAGAUCUCACCCUUCUGGGUGAUGCCUCCUCCCGAGCAACGGCCUGGUGACUAUGGCAUCCCCAUGGACGUGGAGAUGGCCUACGUCCAGGACAGCUUCCUGACCAACGACAUCCUCCAUGAGAUGAUGCUGCUGGUGGAGUUCUACAAGAGCGCCCCUGACCUUGUGAGGUUCCAGGAGCCCUGGAACCAGGAGCACACCUACCUCGACAAGCUGAAGAUCUCCUUGGCCAGCAGGACGCCCAAGGACCAGGGGCUGUGCCAGGUGCUGGAGCAGGUUUAUGGCGUCCUCAAGCAAGGAAGCUGAGGGCACCAGCCUCCAGGGAGGUGGAAACCUCUGGGUCAGGCUCACUGCCCUCCUUGGCCCCAGGGCUCUGGGUAUCUGGUCUGGGGGUCCCCUUUGUUACUGUUUCACACCCAUGAAGCUUAACAGAGGUUCAGAUAAUAAAGACACGAAAGCAACAAACA